UAGAAAUGUAUUAAACAUACUUUAAAAAAUGAAAGGAUAUAUUUCAUUUGCAGAAAUAUAAAAUUAAUAAUCCAAAUGAAUGUGAAAGUUUUUACUAUGGAAUAUUAUUUAAAUUAGCUCAAAAACAUUUGGAAUUGCAGGAACAAGGAGGAUAUUUAACUAGAAAUAAUCAUCUAUCCUUUUGUUUCAAGAAGUUGCAUAAAUAAAUCCAAAAGUAUCAUUGAGCUAAGACAUAGUGCUUCGAUAUUAAAAUUAUACGCAAUGCCCAGUGCUUCGUUCUCUUCAUCACGAACAUACAGACGUUCAAAAAGGAAAGGAUCGAAUCGAAAUAACUCAGAUGCGUAUGAACCACCGAAUUGCCAAAAUAUUCCCGCACCAAAUGUUGGAACUGCUCCAUCUAUAAAUAAUUCAUCUUCAAAUCCGGAUACUUCCAGUUCGUCAAGUUCGAGUGGUAGUAAUCCAACAAUUCCAAAUACAACUUCGGCAUCAACCGCCGCGUCAACAAAUGUGUCAUCAAAUGAAGCUCUACCAAGCAAUUCUAGUUCGUCUUCAUCUGCAAAUUGCCAUCACUCGCCAUAUGAUUUAAGAAAAAAGUCUACAACAUGUAAUAAUAAUAAUAAUACUAAUACAAGUAGUGAAAAUUGGCUUGCCUGCAUUGCUGGUUCGAGCAGUAGUAGCUCAACAUGCACAUCUGGUCAACUCUCGUCUUCACACAGCCAUCACCAUUAUUCUUUAGCUAAUAAUAAUAAUAAUGCAAAUUUUGAUUAUCUCCCCGCAAGAAAACGUCCGAGACGAACGUAUUCCAGCAAUAAUGAUGCAUCUGCUACGACAAUGAGUUCUGCACAUUAUCUUCAAUAUGAAAUGCCCGAUGAAGUUUUGCUGACAAUAUUUAGCUACUUAUUAGAACAAGAUUUAUGUCGCGUAUCAUUAGUAUGUAAACGUUUUCAAAUCAUCGCGAAUGAUUGUGGAUUGUGGAAGAGACUUUAUCAAAAUGUCUACGAAUAUGAUAUGCCAUUAUUUAAUCCCGAGCAUAAUAUUAUGAAUUUUGUUAAAGUAGAAGACUGCGACUUUACUAAUCCAUGGAAAGAAAGCUUUCGACAAUUGUAUCAUGGUAUUCACGUUCGUCCCGGAUAUCAGGAUAAGAAAUAUCAAGGCAGAAAUAUUUUGUAUUUUAAUACUGUACAAGCAGCACUUGAUUAUGCUGACGAGAGAAAUGCUGCACAUAAUUCAAGUGGAAAUGCUCAAAUAAAUGGAGUCAAUAGUGCCAAUAAUAAUAGCUUAUCGAUACCACCUACAUCACCUAAUAUUUUAUUAAAUGACGAAAAUUCAUCUGUUCAAGGCCUGCCUAGUACUUUAAUAUUUUUACAUACCGGAAUAUAUCGCGGUGAAUUUCUUGUGAUUGAUUCCGAUAUCACAUUAAUUGGUGCUGCGCCUGGAAAUGUUGCAGAAUCUGUAAUUUUAGAACGCGAAUCAGAAUCAACAGUUAUGUUCGUUGAAGGCGCUAAAAACGCUUAUAUCGGACAUAUGACUCUUAAAUUCUCUCCCGACAUCACAAGUACUGUACCACACCAUAAGCAUUAUUGUCUCGAAAUAAGUGAAAAUUGUAGUCCAACAAUAGAUCAUUGCAUCAUCCGAAGUACUUCUGUUGUUGGAGCGGCUGUUUGUGUUAACGGUGUCGCUGCAAAUCCUCAUAUAAAAUAUUGCGAUAUAAGUGAUUGCGAAAAUGUAGGUCUGUAUGUGACAGAUUAUGCUCAAGGAACAUAUCAGCACAACGAGAUUAGUCGUAACGCAUUAGCUGGAAUCUGGGUGAAAAAUUUUGCGUCUCCAAUUAUGCGCGACAAUCACAUACAUAACGGCAGAGAUGUCGGGAUUUUCACGUUCGACAAUGGAAUGGGAUACUUUGAAAAAAAUGAUAUUCAUAAUAAUAGAAUUGCGGGCUUUGAAGUAAAGGCAGGAGCAAAUCCAACGGUUGUCAAAUGUGAAAUCCAUAAUGGACAAACCGGUGGAAUUUACGUGCAUGAGAACGGCUUAGGACAAUUUAUCGAGAAUCGAAUACAUAGCAAUAAUUUUGCCGGUGUAUGGAUAACAUCUAAUUCAAAUCCUACAAUACGUAAAAAUGAAAUUUACAACGGUCAUCAAGGUGGCGUGUAUAUCUUUGGAGAAGGGCGAGGAUUAAUUGAGCACAACAACAUCUACGGAAAUGCUCUUGCUGGCAUUCAAAUUCGUACUACUUCCGAUCCAAUUGUAAGACAUAAUAAAAUAUAUCAUGGUCAGCACGGUGGGAUUUAUGUUCAUGAAAAAGGUCAAGGACUAAUAGAAGAAAAUGAAGUCUAUGCAAAUACUCUAGCCGGGGUUUGGAUCACAACAGGAAGCACUCCCGUGCUAAGACGAAAUCGUAUUCAUUCCGGAAAACAGGUUGGGGUUUAUUUCUAUGAUAACGGUCACGGAAAGCUUGAAGAUAAUGACAUCUUCAAUCACUUAUAUUCUGGUGUUCAAAUUCGAACUGGAUCUAACCCAAUUAUAAAAGGGAACAAAAUUUGGGGUGGUCAAAACGGAGGCGUUUUAGUCUAUAAUGGAGGUCUUGGGAUUUUAGAGCAAAAUCAAAUUUUCGAUAAUGCGAUGGCUGGUGUCUGGAUUAAAACCGAUUCUAAUCCUACGUUAAGCCGAAAUAAGAUUUAUGAUGGCAGAGAUGGAGGAAUUUGUAUUUUCAAUGGAGGCAAAGGAAUCUUAGAAGAAAAUGAUAUUUUUCGUAACACACAAGCCGGUGUUUUGAUUUCUACUCAAUCUCAUCCCGUACUAAGACGAAAUAGAAUUUUUGAUGGUUUGGCAGCUGGCGUAGAAAUAACAAAUAAUGCAACAGCCACUUUAGAAAACAAUCAGAUUUUUAAUAAUAAAUUUGGAGGACUAUGUCUUGCAAGCGGUGUUCAACCUAUCAUACGUGGUACAAAUAAAAUUUUCAAUAAUCAUGAUGAAGUAGAGAAAGCUGUUAGCAGUGGUCAAUGUCUUUACAAAAUAUCAUCCUACACAUCAUUUCCAAUGCAUGACUUCUAUAGAUGCUUGUCAUGCAACACUACUGAUCGUAAUGCAAUCUGUGUUAAUUGCAUCAAGAUUUGUCAUCAGGGUCACGAUGUGCAGUUUAUUCGACACGAUAGAUUUUUUUGCGACUGUGGAGCAGGCACACUUACCAAUCAGUGUUCACUUCAAGGCGAACCGACUCAAGAUACUGAUACUCUUUACGAUUCAGCAGCUCCAAUGGAAUCUCAGACUAAGGAAAAUUGGUAAAAAGUUACAGUUACGAAGUUAAUAUAAAAAAAUCACAGAC
Chironomus riparius is the source of this 3322-nucleotide messenger RNA. NCBI's taxonomy places the organism in Eukaryota, Metazoa, Arthropoda, Insecta, Diptera, Chironomidae. The record is from the annotation of a GenBank genome assembly.